Synchiropus splendidus (mandarinfish) is the source of this 1073-nucleotide messenger RNA. It is a transcript of the gene nudt4b, whose product is annotated as nudix (nucleoside diphosphate linked moiety X)-type motif 4b. Bases 203 to 745 code for a protein of 180 amino acids. The transcript has 5 exons. Gene Ontology annotation, biological process: diphosphoinositol polyphosphate metabolic process; adenosine 5'-(hexahydrogen pentaphosphate) catabolic process; diadenosine pentaphosphate catabolic process. Gene Ontology annotation, molecular function: diphosphoinositol-polyphosphate diphosphatase activity; bis(5'-adenosyl)-hexaphosphatase activity; bis(5'-adenosyl)-pentaphosphatase activity. Gene Ontology annotation, cellular component: cytoplasm; nucleus. The record is from RefSeq and is a predicted model, not a curated record. Lineage: Eukaryota; Metazoa; Chordata; Actinopteri; Syngnathiformes; Callionymidae.
AGGUUCCGACCCGCGGUUGCAGAACCUCAGAAUUUCGAUCUCACUGCAUUAACUUUGAUCGGUUUCCUCUGCUUCCGGUGGCACAUACUGACGUCACAUCUUUGUCGAGGACCAACAUCGCCGAUGCGACGCCUCGGUCGCUGACUGGACCCGCCCCCCCACCUCGCCGCCGGGUUUCCCUCUCGAAACCACGCCGGCUACAAUGAAGCUGAAACCGAAUCAGACUCGAACGUACGACGUGGACGGGUUCAAGCAGCGAGCGGCGUGUUUGUGCGUCCGGAACGACCAAGAGGAAGAGGUGUUACUGGUGAGCAGCAGCCGACACCCUGACCAGUGGAUAGUCCCAGGCGGAGGGAUGGAGCCUGAAGAGGAGCCAUGUAGUGCUGCCAUCCGUGAAGUAUUUGAGGAGGCGGGUGUGAAGGGAAACCUGGGGAGACUUGUGGGCAUCUUCGAGAAAAAUCAAGAUCCUAAACAUCGAACGUAUGUCUAUGUGUUGACCGUGACAGAGACGCUGGAAGCUUGGGAGGACUCGCUCAAUAUCGGCCGGAAACGCCAGUGGUUCCGAGUGGAUGAAGCCAUAACAGUCCUGCAGAAGAACAAACCAGUUCAUGCCGAGUACCUGCGCCACCUCACCUGCUCCCCCACCAACGGGAACUCAAUCCUUACUACACCUGCCAAUGAUAACCAUGCGAUCUACAGCGCUGCGGCAGCAGCGGACAGCUUGCUGCGUCCACCUCGCAGAUAGGACUAGAACCUGUGAAUUUCCUGGUGUCGGGAUUGUUGACGCUCACUCAACCCAGACUGACCGUGUAGGGGAUCUUUUCUCGUGGACAACUAUGACGUCCCAGACGGCCAGGGAACCAGUGCAGCCACAGAUGUUUUCUGACCAACAACAAGCGAAUGUGACGACCGGAAUGUUUAUUGAUGAGCGAUGCUUUUAUGAUAAAAGGACACGAGACGAUGUUUACAAGUUUUGUGCCAAAACUAUUUUUUACUAACACGAUGGUGGUUAUUUAUCUUUGAAAGGCUUGUGUGUAAAUACUGCUAUUUUAUUGUUGUCAAUAAAACAAAUG